AUGUCUGAACUUACUAUUGGGGCCUCCUCCGAUUCGGUGUGGACCAGAACGUCCCGAAAUUUGCGCAGGCAUAUUCGCAGGUCCAACAAAGCAAUCAUGCGUUCACAUCGUAUUCACCUACCCAUGUAUGAUAUGCCCAUUCGCCUACGACCGUGGUUUAUCUUAUUCACCCUUCUCAUCAUGCUGGUGCUUGGGUUCCUGGGCUUCACCAACUUCUCGCAUGAGCUCCCAUUGAACGACAAAUUCAUUCAUUUCUCCUGUUUGUGCAUCGCCACUGCAGUGUUUUACUUCAUCUUCGACGUCGAGGAUGACGCGAGACGCAUCUGGUUCUGGCGUAGUUCACCUCUCAUCUUCACUGGGAUUACUUGUUUCUUCCUGGGAGGCAUUAUCAGCGAGUUUGUGCAAUCAAUGCUACCGUAUAAGGAAUUUCAGAUAGGAGAUGUCGCGGCGAAUCUUCUCGGUUCUAGUAUAGGAUUGUACGUUUCAUAUCAUCUCGAACGCUAUUAUAGGCAUAGACGUGAGAUCUUGCGCCUAUAUCAACCAUUGAACGAGGAUGUCAUUUUGUCGGACGAUGACGAUGACGACGCGAUGCAACUCUUACCGAGCCAUUAUAUCCCACAUUCCCCACGUAAUACCCAGAAGGGAGCUAAUGCGAAGACGGGCGCUGGAAUGGUUCGUUUGGGGGACGUUUGGGAUGAGGGUGAAGAGAUUUUCGGACUAGGAGAUGAAAGUGACGAAGAAGAGAGUCAUUCACACUCUGCAGGUCUACCGGCACUUGGUCUUGGGACACCCAAAAUUAUUGUUACUGACACAGAGACUCAAUCGCCAUUCCAUUCUGCUGGGUGA
Fibroporia radiculosa is the source of this 846-nucleotide messenger RNA. RefSeq lists its product as uncharacterized. The record is from RefSeq and is a predicted model, not a curated record. The coding region runs from base 1 to 846 and encodes 281 amino acids. The transcript is spliced from 6 exons. NCBI's taxonomy places the organism in Eukaryota, Fungi, Basidiomycota, Agaricomycetes, Polyporales, Fibroporiaceae.